GAACUUUUAGGCCAAAAGGGUCCGCCUAUCACGGACCACGGCGCUAAGCUACACGUCCAAUGCAGCUGCCUGGCUGUUGCGCGAGAAACACGACCUCAUCGGACGAAUUGCUUGCCUAUCGUUCCUUUCCUUGCCCAUGGCGCUGCUCUGGCCGACGUGAGAGAGACAAUGAAUUGUUCCCCUCCCAACUUUCCCCAUCUUCACGUGCUGUCUGCCAAAGAUGCGCCUCUCCGCCGGGCUGCUCUGCAUCGUCACACAGGCCUGGACGGUGAAUGCCAACGUCGAGAAGACGAUAUUCCUUGGUCCCAGCCCUGUGACUCUCUCCAAUGUCCGCCCCGGGCUAGAUGACCUCGGCCUGCACUACCUGUCGCCCUCCUCCACCAUCCUCCCGAUCCGUGUCCCUGUCCAGUUUCCCACCGAGUCGGUGCCCCGCGGUCUCGAGUCCUGGUACCUGCUUCGCGGCCUGCAAGACGGGAGGAGGUACGAGGUGCGCAUCUGCUGGCCGGCGACCCAACCCACCGACUUCUGGCUCGACACCUACUCAACCACCCACGUGUUUGAUACACCCGAAUUGAUAGCCUCGUUAUCACAGUAUAGCUCAGUAACUCGACGUGACCCAGUGGACGACGACCGAACCACCAAGGGAGCGCCGUCUGCAGCCCCAGAGUCGGUACUAUUCUUGCGCCUCCAGGCUGCAGCGUCCUACUACUCGACCAAUCGCACAUUGAUGGACUACCCGCCUCCAGUUGAUGCGGACAUCAUACUCGAUCCCUUUAUAUUGAACGUCUUCCCGCAAUCACUUGGCCCAAUCGCGAUAUACAUCACCGCAGUCGCUGUAGGAGCCUGGUUUCUCUCCGGCUACAUCUACCGCUGGCUACUGUCCGUCGCUGCCGAGUCACCCAGUAAACCGCAUACCGAUUGAUCAGCAACAAUGUCUACAGCGCUUCCUCCGCCUCCGCCUCCACCGCCGCCCCCACCGCGCAAGCCAUUCUCCGGCGAUGAGACUUGCGACGACCUGUUCAAUCUCCUUCCGGCCGAACUGCUCCUCAUGAUAAUCAGGUAUGCGGGUGUCGGUAAUAUCAUGAACCUUGCUCUAGCCAUCUAUCCUACUCUGCAGCGGCAUAGAAUCGCCCCAGAGCUUACUGAGGACACCUACAUAAACAUAGUACGUAUGGGGAGCGUGAGUGCACGCUAUAGAACGCCAUUCCUACCGCAAGGUCUUGAUCGGAUGCCUCUGGAGUUGUGGUUACAAGUGGCUCGAGAUCUGGAACCAAUGAACAUCUUGUCCAUGAUGAUGGCCCUCGGCGCAUAUCCGCGAGGGUCGCUUACUCCGGAGACGGCACAGAGGAU
This is a messenger RNA of Alternaria rosae, 1350 nucleotides long. RefSeq lists its product as uncharacterized. Gene Ontology annotation, biological process: GPI anchor biosynthetic process. Lineage: Eukaryota; Fungi; Ascomycota; Dothideomycetes; Pleosporales; Pleosporaceae. The coding region runs from base 221 to 922 and encodes 233 amino acids. Gene Ontology annotation, cellular component: endoplasmic reticulum membrane; mannosyltransferase complex. The record is from RefSeq and is a predicted model, not a curated record. The transcript is spliced from 3 exons. Gene Ontology annotation, molecular function: mannosyltransferase activity.